Messenger RNA from Macroventuria anomochaeta, 1536 nucleotides. RefSeq lists its product as uncharacterized. The transcript has 3 exons. The coding region runs from base 1 to 1536 and encodes 511 amino acids. The record is from RefSeq and is a predicted model, not a curated record. Gene Ontology annotation, cellular component: extracellular region. NCBI's taxonomy places the organism in Eukaryota, Fungi, Ascomycota, Dothideomycetes, Pleosporales, Didymellaceae.
AUGAAGUGGACUACCAUUGCAACCGCUCUUGCAGCCAUGCCUCUGGCAUCGGCUGCCGGAUACUCUAAGGAGCAGUACCGCUCUGGUGAAGUCAUGGAGAAGAUGAUGGCGGCAAAGGAGGGUGCUUGGGCUAAGCAGCGCGCCGCUGGUGCUUACGACAACAAGAAGUGGAAGGAUUUCCACAAGAAGCGCGUCAACAAGAAUCGCAUCGAGUGCGAAAACGGCCGCGUUGAGGCAGUCAAGGGUGACGCCGACCAGACCUACAAGUGCAAGAACAUCGUGCUAACGCCACCAUGGGACUUGUACGAUUUCAAGACACACGAGGAACUUGGUAAUCCCCCUCCCGUCUCUGAGGGAUCUGGUUCGUGGGGAUGGACGCACAAGGGCCGUGAGUUCAUUGCCAUUGGUCAGACCAAUGGCACUGCAUUUGCGGAGGUCACCUCCAAGGGCGAGCUUGAGUACCUUGGCCGCCUCCCAGCCCAGGCCUCGCCUGUCAUCUGGCACGAGAUGAAGAGUCUGGGUGAUUACCUCUUCGUUGGUUCUGAGGGUGCAGGUCACGGAGUACAGAUCUUCGAUUUCAAGAAGCUCCUCAAGCUCAGCCCCAAGGAACCAAAGGUCUUUGACCCAGCAACAGACCUCACUGCUUGGUUCAACGACCUCACUGAGGGCGCUGGUAUUGCCGGCCGUUCCCACAACGUCGUCACCAACGAGGAGAAGGGCUACGCUGUAGCUGUCGGUUCAGGUGGACGUGCUGGCCGUAACGACACAUGUGCUGGAGGUCUCAUCUUCAUCAACGUCGACGACAUCACCAAGCCUUACAAGGAGGGCUGCGCGCCCCAGGACGGUUAUGUCCACGACGCUCAGUGCAUUGUGUACCGCGGACCCCACAAGAAGUACUACGGCCGCGACAUCUGCUACGGCUACAACGAGGACACAUUGACCAUUUACGACGUCACCAACAAGAAGGGCUUCAACGCCUCGACCGUAAUUUCGCGUACCCCCUACAAGGGCGCUUCCUACACUCACCAGGGCUGGGUCCUCGACCCCUACUGGCAGACUCACCUCGUCAUGGACGAUGAGCUCGACGAGGGUGAGAUCGAAGGCGGUAUCGACACCGACCCAGAGUCUGUUGCUAAGGACGGAUACCCUGCGACCUACAUCUGGGACAUCACCAACCUCGAGGCUCCCAAGAACACCGGCUACUACAAGUCUACCACGCGCGCCGUCGACCACAACCAGUUUGUGCACGACGGCCUUGCGUACCAGUCCAACUACCAGGCCGGUCUGCGCAUUCUCGAUGUCAGCUCUAUCCCUCGCCACCCUGACGGCUCCCGUGUUGAAGAGAUUGCUUACUUUGACGUUUUCCCUGGUGACGAUGCUGUUGCCGGUGGUGGUCAGGCGCUCUGGGAUGCUGGUACAUGGUCACACUACACUUUCCCAAGUGGCUACACCGUGAUCAACACUAUUGAUCGUGGUGCAUUUGUUGUUAAGCCUAAGUUUGGUCGUGGAAAGGGCAAGUACUUCGGCCAGUACUAA